This is a messenger RNA of Phytophthora sojae, 1149 nucleotides long. RefSeq lists its product as hypothetical. The coding region runs from base 1 to 1149 and encodes 382 amino acids. The record is from RefSeq and is a predicted model, not a curated record. The transcript has 7 exons. NCBI's taxonomy places the organism in Eukaryota, Oomycota, Peronosporomycetes, Peronosporales, Peronosporaceae.
AUGAGGGGCGCCUUCUACUGCAACGAUGAGACGUACGAGGCACAACCGAAAGCAGAACAACUCAAUCUCGCGCUGGCGGCACAAGCCCCCCCAUUCCAUCGGCAGUACACCCGCCUGACUUCCUCCUUCCUCUUCGCCAUGCAGGGCUACGGCUACUCGCAGUACCAGGCGCACUCGCCGCACCACCAGCGCAGCGGCGAACUUCCCAAGCUCUACUACAAAUCCCUGGACCACGGCACCAAUAGCGGCGGCUUCAAUGGCCCGGCGUGCAUGAACUCCAGCAGCACGCCCAACGUCGCAGCAGGGGGACUUCGACUACGAGCCCAUCAGCACCCAGGCAAAUACUACGCGCUGUCGCCCAAGGCCUAUCGAUACAACUGGGGCGGCUCUCAGAGCCGCUCUGAGAAGAAGCGCGUGUUCAAGCUAAACGAUGGCAUCAACCAUCACAAGACGCUGCAGGACGAGGCCGGACGAUCAAGCAGUCCAUCGUGUGAUCUCGAAUCAGAGUGCGGAGCGCGCCUAAAAGCAGGCGGAUCGCCAAGGACCAAAAUGGUGGUGGCUAAGGCGAUCUUCUCCGAGAAGAUCAUGACCGACGCAAGUAUGUACACCGACGACACGGCGGCCGACAGCAGCAGCACUGUGGGCGGCAGCAGCAGCGAUGAUGACGAACGCUCGAACCAACAGGAGCUCACAGCGCGAGGGUGCUCCGAGAGCCAAGGGCAGCUCAGCGAUCAAGAUACCGACUUAGACCGCUCCUCCUACUUUGUUCUCUCGGACCCUGACUACACCUACGAGGCUGUCCCGGCUUUCACGCCAGAUGUCAACCGAACAGCGUCAAACAACAAGAAAAUUUAUGGCAAGCCGAUGUCUGUAGGGGAGAUUAUGAUAAAGCGUCGACAGCGCCUGUGCGAGUGGGAUAUUGAACGCUUAGACGCUUUUCUCGAUUCCCAUGUUGAACACCAUAUCGCCAUGGAGGCAGAUGAAUCGUACGACGAGAAUGCUAUCCGGGAGCAUACCAAGGAGGGUUUUUUCAAAGAGCUCGAGUAUAAAGCUCGAGUCCAAGAAGCCGCUGUGCUCGAGUGGCUUGCUGUCUGGACGUAUCAAACCGAGGUGAUGUUUCCUCGUCUUGGGGUAUCGUUGAGACGCUAG